Ciona intestinalis (vase tunicate) is the source of this 1753-nucleotide messenger RNA. NCBI's taxonomy places the organism in Eukaryota, Metazoa, Chordata, Ascidiacea, Phlebobranchia, Cionidae. The record is from RefSeq and is a predicted model, not a curated record.
UGCAAAGCAACGAUGGCACAUGCUCUAGUUUCUUAUAAUGGUCGCUUGUACACGUUUGGUGGAGGUGAGAAAUUAUUGAUUUUAAAUCAUUUAAGUUCAAUGAAAAGUUACGAUCCAAGAGAGGGAAAAUGGAAAUCACUAAAACCAAUGAAUGAGGGAAGACACGGAUUGUGUAGUGUUGUUUACAAUGAUGAGAUUUACGCCAUUGGUGGUUAUGGAUUAAGUGUUGAGCGGUAUAAUAUACGAACCAACACUUGGACCAAUGUUGGCAGCUUGAUCCGCGAGCAAUAUGGUUCUUGUGCUUGUGUUGUGAAUGGGAAGAUAUACGUCAUUGGAGAUUCUGCUCUUGAUCAAAAUAUCGUAAGCAUAAAAUGGCCACAAAUGAUGAACACGUGAUACAAUACAAAGGCGAUCAUGAAGGACGUGUACUUACAAAGUUAAACAGGUUACGUAAAAGAAAAGUGUUUACUGAUGUCACAUUUAAAUUAGAAGAUGGAGAAGUUUCAGCUCAGAAAAGUAUUCUUGCUGGAUAUUCUGAUUAUUAUGAGAAAAUGUUCACAUCUGGGUUCAAGGAAGGUUUUAAUAAAGAUAUUGAAAUAAAGGAGAUGAAGGCUUCAAUAUUGGAUUUGUUGUUCACUUUCAUUUACUUACAAGUGAUCGAUAUAAGCGAUAAAACUGUUUGCCAGCUUUAUGAGGCUUCAGAUUACUUGCAGCUAAAUGAUGUAAAGGGAUAUUGUGUUAGCUUCUUUAAUGAUGCACUUGCUGUUGGGAACUGUUUAAGUUUCCGUUCCUUUGCACAAAGAUACCAGCUUCUGGAGUUGGUGGGAAAAUGUGACAAAUUCAUCGUUGACAACUUAGAGUUGGUUUCAAAGGAAUUUCAAUUCAUGGAAUUGUCCGUUAAUGAAGCUGAAGCUCUAAUUGCUUUGAAACAGAAACAGGAUUCUUGCCAAGAUUCGAUUUUCAGGACCAUCUUGAAUUGGAUUAAACACGACUUUAAACAACGUCAACAAUUCAUUGAACAGUUGUUUCAAUUGAUUGAUGUCAAAAAACUAUCAACCGCAUUCCUUGAAGAAGUCGUUAAAGAAUCUGAGAGAUGGAUAAAGAGAUUGGAUUUCUAUUUUGAUGUUCUCAACCCAGAGUAUAUCGCUCGUCUUAAAAAUCAACCGGAUGUACCAGGUGGUGCUGUGAAACAUGGCGGAGCUAGAGAAGAAGCAACAUUUGAGUUCAUGAUUGUGGGUGGUCGUGGAACAGAAAAACUUGUUCAAAUUUAUGACGUUGUCGGGAAACAUUUGAGAGAAAUUAGGUUUUAUCCACAGUCAACUUUGUAUGAAAGGUGGGCUUCAACCAGUGUGAAGAUAAACAACCAUGUUUAUACGACUGGAGGUCAUAGAUCCAACGUUGUCGAAUGUUUGAAUUUAAACCAAGUUGAUGGUGAUUGGUACAAAGUUGCAUCUAUGAAUGAAACACGAUGGGGUGCAGCAUCUUCUGUGUUAAAUGAUCAAAUGUGUGUAGCAGGAGGAAGGGAUAGUGGUAAUAAUGUGUUAUCAUCAGUUGAAUUAUACAAUCCAGUGGUGAAUAUUUGGACAAACAUUGCUUCAAUGCAAACUGAACGACUGCUGCAUGCUCUUGUUUCUUGUAAUGAUUUAAAACCGCACGAUGAGCAAAUAAUUACCGAUUACUCCUUAUGCACUUUACAUAGCGGCACGUGUUUGUGAAAUGAGAAAUCCACACAACGAUUCACGACUCAAACUAU